Cylicocyclus nassatus is the source of this 999-nucleotide messenger RNA. The record is from the annotation of a GenBank genome assembly. NCBI's taxonomy places the organism in Eukaryota, Metazoa, Nematoda, Chromadorea, Rhabditida, Strongylidae.
AUGAAUAUGCAUUCCUCAAAUACUGAAGGAGCAACACCGGCUUUUGAACAAGAUCUGGCAAUAAACACCGUUGACACAUACAAUUCAUUGAGUUCCUCGCAUACCCAGACCUUAUCUGGCGAGCUUGAGGAAAUUCAACAAGGCCCUUCGAAUGCCGCCUACUUAGAUGAAAACGAAAUGCUUGCGUCGAACUCAUCGAGUGAAAUUCAGCAAGAAAAUGAUGCGGACUUAGCAGCUCCGCGAAGUUCUGAAACUCAUGCUGACAGACGCCGACAACGUCUAGCGGCGCACGCCAAACGAGCAGCAUCUGAAAGAGCCAGUGAGACUGAUCACGAGCGUAGGUUACGACUUGCAGCUCUAGCUAAGAGGGCUAGGCUCAAAAGAUCAGUUGAAUCUGAAGAGGAGAAGUCAGUCCGUCUCGCGAAAGAUGCGGAAAGGGCGAGAGCAAGACGAUCGGCUGUGCUAAAAGAACGAACUAGAAUUACCAAGAGCGAUAAGAUCGAGCAAAAUUCCCAAGAAAGUUCGGUACAGCACGACCGUGGAGAAGGCUAUGUACAUGGUCAAUUUCCAAGCACAUCUCGUGCUUAUGGAUCGGAAGCUUUGGACAGCCAACAAUUACCACUCUCGCACUACUUCGAAGCCACCACUGCGGUUGCUUCGAUUGAUACUCAACUAAUGUCUGACCCAAACGGGCAGAAUAGAGGAAAUUCAAACGAACCUCGCAUAUCCGAGGUUCUGAUUUCCGGUACACAAGAAUACCAUGGGGAAUCAGGACAACUCACCGCCACAGACUUACUCAGCACUACUGAGCAAUCAGCAUAUCCCACUUCGCACACAGCCAGUCCAAAGCGCCGCGAAGCGGCGCUUUGGACUGGUAUCACAUAUUUGCCACCGGAAGAAGCACGAACACUGCGAACCCGCCGUGAGGCGGAGGAAGCUAUUCAUCAUCAUGCAGAAUCACUGAACAGUUUUGGAAAGUGUGGCAACAUCAUUACCUGA